CAAAACUCAAAUAUUAAUUAAAACCCCGCAAAAUGUCAGGGCUUAAACUGAGCCUGGCAGCUUCAGUCUACGUCAAGCCCGCUCAUUGUGUCCGAACAAUAACAACCGCCGCCGCCGCCCGGCCCCCAUCACCACUCCACCUAUCACGGCGGACGAGUUCCCCUUUCUCACCCUUGACUCAAUUUAGCAAUUUCCGGUCUCCCAAGAAAAACCUACUUCCUUUCUUUAGAUUUCCCUUUCCCACCUGUUUCGCUUCCUCUGCAGACAAUAAGGGAGCUUUACACGAGUCGGCUUCCGGAUGUGAUCGUAUCCUUACGGAUAUGGAUUCGGAUUCCAAAACGUUGCCGUUGAUAGAAACCCAACAACGCAAGCACGGCCCUAAUUUGCCUUCUUCUGACAAUUCUUCUUCCAAAAUUUUUACUUUGCCUACUGUUUUAACCCUUGGUCGCGUCGCUGCCGUGCCCCUCCUGAUUUUCACCUUUUAUGUAGAUAGUUGGUGGGGAAGGCCUUCUACGACUAGUAUAUUUGUUGCAGCUGCCGUUACAGAUUGGCUUGAUGGGUACAUUGCCCGGAAGAUGGGGCUACAUUCUGUCUUUGGUGCAUUUUUGGAUCCAGUUGCAGACAAGCUUAUGGUUGCUGCUACAUUGGUUUUAUUAUGUUCGAGACCUGUGAACGUUGCCAUAUUUAGGCAAGUGCCGUGGCUACUGAUUGUUCCAUCGAUAGUCAUUAUUGGAAGAGAGAUAACUAUGUCUGCCGUUAGGGAAUGGGCUGCUUCUAAGGAUAGUAAGCUUUUAGAGGCUGUUGCGGUUAAUAACCUGGGGAAGUGGAAAACUGCCACACAAAUGGCAGCAUUAACAAUCCUUCUAGCUACUCGGGAUAGCAGUUUCGCAGGAUAUGGGAUUUUAGUAACUUCAGGUGUUCUUUUGCUUUAUAUUUCAGCUGGACUUUCAGUAUUGUCAUUAGCUGUGUAUAUGGGGAAGAUACGGCAAGUAUUAUUAAAGUAGUUAUAUUUACCAUGUAUAUUGAAGGUCGGUUAUUUAUUUGAUCGGAACAAGGAUAAAGCCCUUGCUUUUC
Hibiscus syriacus is the source of this 1074-nucleotide messenger RNA. Its product is annotated as CDP-diacylglycerol--glycerol-3-phosphate 3-phosphatidyltransferase 2-like. The transcript is spliced from 7 exons. The record is from RefSeq and is a predicted model, not a curated record. Gene Ontology annotation, molecular function: CDP-diacylglycerol-glycerol-3-phosphate 3-phosphatidyltransferase activity. Bases 33 to 1004 code for a protein of 323 amino acids. NCBI's taxonomy places the organism in Eukaryota, Viridiplantae, Streptophyta, Magnoliopsida, Malvales, Malvaceae. Gene Ontology annotation, biological process: glycerophospholipid biosynthetic process. Gene Ontology annotation, cellular component: membrane; chloroplast envelope.